This is a messenger RNA of Atta colombica, 351 nucleotides long. RefSeq lists its product as uncharacterized. The coding region runs from base 1 to 351 and encodes 116 amino acids. NCBI's taxonomy places the organism in Eukaryota, Metazoa, Arthropoda, Insecta, Hymenoptera, Formicidae. The transcript has a single exon. The record is from RefSeq and is a predicted model, not a curated record.
AUGGAGAAAGAGCAAUAUCGGUCUGUGAUUCGAUUCCUGUUUUUGGACGGGAAGACGUGUAAAGAAAUCAAAGAAAAAUUGCAUGCCGUAUAUAAGGACAACGCAUCUUCGAUAACUACCAUAAGAUAUUGUACAACGAAUUUAAGCGUGGUCGAACAUCCAUUUUUGAUGAAGAGCGCCCAGAUCGUCCGAUUGACUAUGGAGGAUAUGAUCAACAAAAUCCAUGAUAUCGUGUUAGCAGACCGCCGGGUGAAGAUCAGAGAGAUUGCUAACAUUGUAAAGAUCUCAACUGAACGCAUACAAAAUGUCCUACACGAAACAUUGGGCAUGAAAAAGCUAUCGGCGAGAUAG